AACCCUGGGCUUCCGGAUGUGACGUCAACGUUCCUUUCUCCUCUUCUUCCGUCUGUCGACGGAACUCUGGGCUCCCGGACUUGGUUGUUGUGUACGUGGAAGAAGCCGGCGCAUGCGCACACAGUGCCCUCCGUCUCAGCUGUGCGGGAAGAGCUGAGGGUAGGGUCCCCGGCUCGGGGGAGCCUGUUGGGGUCAUGGCCACCCGCUGACAGGGCCAGCCGAGCGGAGAAGGGAGGCGAAGCCGUUCUUCUGCACCUCUCCCUGGGCCUGAGGCCUUGCCGCUUGGUGCUGUUGCUGCCGCUGCCGGCUGAGGAGGGGCGAUGAGUUGGUUCAACGCCUCCCAGCUCUCCAGCUUCGCUAAGCAGGCCCUGUCCCAGGCGCAGAAGUCCAUCGACAGGGUCCUGGACAUCCAGGAGGACGAGCCGAGCGCCUGGGCCGAGACCAUUCCGUACGGAGAGCCGGGAAUAAGUCCUCCUGUCAACGGAGGAUGGGAUACUUCAACCUGGGGAUUGAAAUCAAACACCAAACCUCAAAGUCCACCAAUAGCCUCUCCUAAGGCAAUUACAAAGCCAGUUCGAAGGACUGUGGUAGAUGAAUCUGAAAAUUUCUUCAGUGCCUUUCUCUCUCCAACGGAUGUCCAGACCAUUCAGAAGAGUCCAGUGGUAUCAAAACCUCCAGCUAAAUCACAACGGCCAGAAGAAGAAGUAAAAAGCACCUUACAGGAAUCUUUGCACACUGGACAGUCAAGAACUACUGAAACAACUGAAUCAAAAGUAAAAGACUCGUCUCUGUGUGUAUCAGGGGAAACUCUGGCAGCAGAUACUCCAUCACCUAAAACUGAAGGCAAACAUGAAGAAUCUGUUAAUAAAGAAUCUGACAUGAAGGUGCCAACUGUACAUUUGAAAGUAUCUGAAAAUGUAGUUAAUGUAAAAACAACUAUGGAAAGUGUAUCUAAUAUAUCUACACAGUCUGUCACAGCAGAAACAAAGGAUAUGGCUUCAGAAGCUAAGGAACAAAAACAUGAAGACAGACAGAGCAAUACACCUUCUCCUCCUGUUAGUACCUUCUCAUCAGGUACUUCUACCACCAGUGAUAUUGAAGUUUUAGAUCAUGAAAGUGUAAUAAGUGAGAGCUCAGCAAGUUCAAGACAAGAGACUACAGAUUCAAAAUCAAGUCUUCACUUGAUGCAGACAUCUUUUCAGCUUCUCUCUGCAUCUGCUUGUCCUGAAUAUAAUCGUUUAGAUGAUUUUCAAAAACUCACUGAGAGUUGUGGCUCAUCUGAUGCUUUUGAAAGAAUAGACUCAUUUAGUGUACAGUCAUUAGAUAGCCGGAGUGUAAGCGAAAUAAAUUCAGAUGAUGAAUUGUCAGGCAAGGGAUAUGCUUUAGUGCCAAUUAUAGUUAAUCCUUCAACUCCAAAGGCUAAGGUAGUUGAAUCUGUUGAAGGAAAAUCUGAAGAAGUGGUAAAUGAAACGUUAAUUAUACCCACUGAGGAAGCAGAAAUGGAAGAAAGUGGACGAAGUGCAACUCCUGUUAACUGUGAACAGCCUGAUAUCUUGAUUUCUCCUACACCGAUAAAUGAAGGACAGACUGUCUUAGACAAGGUGACCGAGCAGUGUGAAGCUGCUGAAAGUCAGCCAGAAGCACUUUCUGAGAAAGAAGAUGUUUGCAAGACAGUUGAAUUUCUGAAUGAAAAACUGGAGAAAAGGGAAGCUCAGUUAUUAUCUCUUAGUAAAGAAAAAGCACUUCUAGAAGAAGCUUAUGAUAACCUGAAAGAUGAAAUGUUUAGAGUGAAAGAAGAAAGCAGUAGCAUUUCUUCCUUGAAAGAUGAGUUUACCCAAAGAAUUGCAGAAGCAGAAAAGAAAGUUCAACUAGCCUGCAAAGAGAGAGAUGCUGCUAAAAAGGAAAUCAAAAAUGUAAAAGAAGAACUUGCCACUAGAUUAAACAGUAGUGAAACUGCAGAGCUUUUGAAAGAGAAAGAUGAGCAGAUCCAGGGGUUAAUGGAAGAAGGAGAAAAACUUUCCAAACAGCAGCUGCAUAAUUCUAACAUCAUUAAAAAAUUAAGAGCUAAAGACAAAGAAAAUGAAAAUAUUAUUACGAAGCUGAACAAAAAAGUUAAAGAGCUAGAGGAGGAGUUGCAACAUUUAAAACAGGUCCUUGAUGGCAAAGAAGAGAUUGAAAAACAACAUAGAGAAAAUAUUAAAAAGCUAAAUUCUGUGGUAGGACGCCAAGAAAAGGAUCUUGGCAAACUUCAAGUAGAUAUGGAUGAACUUGAAGAAAAGAACCGAAGUAUUCAGGCUGCCCUGGAUAGUGCAUACAAAGAACUUACUGAUCUUCACAAAGCCAAUGCUGCGAAGGACAGUGAGGCACAGGAAGCUGCUCUGAGCCGUGAAAUGAAAGCUAAAGAAGAACUUUCUGCAGCACUAGAGAAGGCCCAAGAAGAAGCCCGUCAGCAGCAAGAAACAUUAGCGAUUGAAGUGGGGGACCUUAGGCUGGCACUGCAACGUGCAGAACAAGCAGCUGCCAGAAAAGAGGAUUAUUUACGCCAUGAAAUCAGUGAACUUCAGCAGAGGCUCCAGGAAGCAGAGAAUCGAAACCAAGAACUGAGUCAAAAUGUUUCAUCAACAACAAGACCAUUGCUUCGACAAAUAGAAAAUUUGCAAGCAACCCUAGGGUCCCAGACAUCGUCAUGGGAGAAGUUAGAGAAGAAUCUUUCUGACAGGCUUGGUGAAUCCCAGACCUUGUUGGCAGCAGCAGUUGAAAGAGAGCGUGCAGCUACAGAAGAACUCCUUGCCAACAAAAUUCAGAUGUCUUCCAUGGAGUCACAGAAUUCUCUCUUAAGACAGGAAAACAGUAGAUUUCAGGCCCAGCUAGAAUCAGAGAAAAAUAAGCUAAGAAAACUGGAGGAUGAAAAUAAUAGGUACCAGGUUGAAUUAGAAAACCUAAAAGAUGAACAUGUAAGAACACUUGAGGAGACAAGGAAAGAAAAGACACUGUUGAAUAGUCAGUUAGAAAUGGAAAGAAUGAAAGUUGAACAAGAAAGGAAGAAAGCGAUUUUCACUCAAGAAGCAAUAAAAGAAAAGGAACGCAAGUCAUUUUCUGUUUCUAGCACUCCCACCAUAUCACGCUCGAGUUCAGUAAGUGGAGUUGAUAUGGCAGGACUACAGACAUCUAUUCUGUCUCAGGAUGAGUCUCAUGAUCAAUCAUUUGGACCAAUGUCUGGAUCAGCAAAUGGAAGCAAUCUUUAUGAUGCUGUAAGGAUGGGAGCAGGAUCAAGCAUUAUUGAAAAUCUACAGUCUCAGCUAAAGCUAAGGGAAGGAGAAAUUACUCAUUUACAGCUAGAAAUUGGCAAUCUAGAAAAAACUCGAUCAAUAAUGGCUGAAGAGCUAGUUAAAUUAACAAAUCAAAAUGAUGAACUUGAAGAGAAAGUAAAGGAGAUACCCAAACUUCGAACUCAGCUAAGAGAUUUGGAUCAAAGAUACAACACUAUUCUGCAGAUGUAUGGAGAAAAAGCAGAAGAGGCAGAAGAACUUCGAUUAGAUCUUGAAGAUGUAAAAAAUAUGUAUAAGACCCAAAUAGAUGAGCUUUUAAGACAAAGGCUCAGUUAACUUGUGAAAAUUGAAUUCCCAUCGAACUGAAUGUAAACAUUUACUAACUAAAUGUAGACUUCCAAUAAAUUCUUUUAUAGAAUUAGAAAAUGGGAUUUACUAUACAGUACAAAUUUUUUUAAGGUUGUUUUACAGUAUGUAGUAAUAUUUACAGUUAAAUUAUUUUGUGCAAUAUCUGAACUUUAUUUUUGAAACUGUUCUUUAAAGAUUUAUUUUUAAAACAUUCUCUUUUUUUUUGUCUUGAAUAGCAGAGAUUUAUUAUCCUCAUAUCAAUAUGGCUAAGGAAGGAGAGUGGUAUUCAUAUAUGUAUUGUAGAUAUAUAACUAGUUGUAUCUAUAAUUUAUAUAUGUUUGUAUAUACUGAGAACAUUUAAAGGGUAAUACUAACAUUGCAACUUUGAAAUCUUUCACAUUUAAAUUUUCAACAUGUCUUAAUUACUGCUCAUGAAAAUGUAUAAGAAGUGUUAAAAAAGUUAUUAAAACUAUGAUUAUUAAA
This is a messenger RNA of Lemur catta (Ring-tailed lemur), 4100 nucleotides long. RefSeq names its product TATA element modulatory factor 1 (gene TMF1). The record is from RefSeq and is a predicted model, not a curated record. Lineage: Eukaryota; Metazoa; Chordata; Mammalia; Primates; Lemuridae. Gene Ontology annotation, cellular component: endoplasmic reticulum; Golgi apparatus. Bases 321 to 3605 code for a protein of 1094 amino acids. The transcript has 17 exons.